ACCUCACAGAGGAGACUGAGUGCCUCAUUUCUGAAGUGAGACUAGGAAGAGAAGAUGAACAAUUGCCUGGAUUAUCUCGCCUACCCUGUAAUCGUCUCUAAUCACAGGCAGAGCACGACCUUCAGGAAGAAACUGGACUUUGGCCACUACGUAUUUCACAAGAAUAGGAUACAAAUAGUGAAGCCUACUGUCGAUACCAAACCUCCGGUGGCACACACGCAUCACAUUUUAAAGCUGAGCAAACUACAGGGUGAACAAAAGCGAAUCGACAGAAUCGAAUAUGAAAACAAGCAACUGUGUCAGAAAAUCGCAAACGCCCAUCGCGGCCCUGCCAGGGUGGAUUGUUGGAACGAAUAUUUUUCCAAGAGCUUGAACAGAGAAACAAGAAACCGGGAGCUAGUGAGAAUCACCGUGGAAAACCAGGGCAUUCUGAAGAGGCUUGGCGAUCGAAAACCGCACUAUGACCGCAGAUCAUCCGAGAUAGAUUGGCAGAAUUCAAGGCGCUAUAUCAGAAAUACAACAAAAUAUCUUCUCUCCGGAGAUGAAUAGGUUACUCACAGUGGAAAAGAUACAAGAGAAAGCCCUAGGAUUUCUUAGCUGCUUAGACUCUCAAAACACUCCUAAGUGGCUGAAUGCUCAAUCCUAGGAUGCUACAAUAAAGCUUGGAACAUAAAAUGA
Messenger RNA from Leopardus geoffroyi (Geoffroy's cat), 678 nucleotides. RefSeq names its product CFAP97 domain containing 1 (gene CFAP97D1). The record is from RefSeq and is a predicted model, not a curated record. Gene Ontology annotation, biological process: sperm axoneme assembly. The transcript has 6 exons. The coding region runs from base 55 to 549 and encodes 164 amino acids. Lineage: Eukaryota; Metazoa; Chordata; Mammalia; Carnivora; Felidae.